GCACCAUCCAUUUUGCAACCCAGACCCCAGGGCAAGAUGGAAGAAGACAGAGCAACCACGAAUCCGGGCUUCAUAGCAGAAGAUGGAAUAAAUGAAGAGCCCAUUGCUACCCCGAAGCACCCAAAGCGGCGUUUUGUAGGCAGGAAGACUGUUGCGAAGGUGGCGGGGAAGCAAGGAGACCCGAAUGCAAAUAUCGAGGACAGCAGCGCAAUACAAGUGGCCCAACCUCGUCGAACGGCCCGCACCUUGAACAACAUCUCCGAAUCCAUCCUCAAUGAUAAAGACAUCAAUGAGGCUAUCGCGCUCCUUCCCUCGAAUUACAACUUCGAGGUCCAUAAAUGCAUACACCGAAUCCGGAAAUCCGGGGCUAAGAACAUUGCUCUGCAGUUUCCCGAGGGUCUUCUACUAUUUGCGACCACCAUCUCAGACAUCUUGACGCAGUUCUGCCCAGGGACGUCAACGCUGAUAAUGGGAGACGUGACGUACGGAGCUUGCUGUAUCGACGACUUUACGGCUCGCGCACUGGGCUGUGAUCUCUUAAUCCACUAUGCACAUAGCUGUCUGAUCCCUGUGGCCGUCACAAAGAUAGUCACGUUAUAUAUAUUCGUCUCCAUCACCAUUGACAUUGAGCACCUCCUAAAUACCAUCACCCAGAACUUCCCCGUCGGGAAGACCAUCGCUCUAGUUGGGACCAUUCAGUUCAACGCCACAAUCCACGGCAUCGUCCCCAUCCUUAGACGGGAAGGCUACAAUCCCAUUGUGCCACAAAUCGCACCCUUAUCAAAAGGAGAAAUACUGGGCUGCACAUCACCUUCCAUGUCUAUCAAGCCCGGUCAACUGGACUCCAAGGGGCGAGAGGAGGUAGUACCAGAUUUGCUCCUAUAUCUCGGCGAUGGAAGAUUCCAUCUAGAAAGCGCGAUGAUCGCAAAUCCCUCUCUUUCAGCUUACCGCUACGACCCUUACUCGCGACGCUUAACCCACGAGACCUACGCUCAUAAUUCACUAUACGACCUUCGCCGAACUGCCAUUCUAACAGCUCGCGAAGCGCGCACCUGGGGCAUCAUCCUCGGAUCGUUAGGUCGUCAAGGGAACCCACACACUCUGACGCUGAUCGAAAACGAGCUCAAGCGCCAAGGCAUUAAUUCCAUCAAUCUCCUCCUAUCAGAGAUUUUCCCGGGCAAACUAUCAAUGAUGUCUGAUGUCGAGGCAUGGGUACAAAUAGCGUGUCCAAGAUUAAGCAUCGAUUGGGGCUAUGCGUUCCCAAGACCGUUGUUGAGUCCCUACGAGGCUCUUGUUGCGCUUGGGGUCAGAAGUGCUCCCUGGUUGGAUGAACAAGGUGGUGAGAACGAAAUGAAUAAGAACAGGGAGGGAGGGAACUUGUAUCCGAUGGACUUCUAUGCCAAAGAAGGCUUAGGGCGGACUACUAUUGAUCAUAUUAAAGCCGAUGCAGUACAAAUUGAGGACUGAUAAGAGUUGGCUGUAUCUUGCAUGGAGGGGCGUUUGGCGGUGCAUUUGCAGGCGCAAGGCCUGCCCCAAACGAUCUAUUAGGCAUUAUUGCGCUUCUUCACAGAGGCUAGUUGGCUGAGUAAUUAGACAAAAGGAAUAGGUAAAUACUCU
Molecule: messenger RNA, 1617 nt
Organism: Lindgomyces ingoldianus
Lineage: Eukaryota; Fungi; Ascomycota; Dothideomycetes; Pleosporales; Lindgomycetaceae
Product: Diphthamide biosynthesis protein 1
Exons: 2
Coding region: 37-1467 (476 amino acids)
Biological process (GO): protein histidyl modification to diphthamide
Molecular function (GO): 2-(3-amino-3-carboxypropyl)histidine synthase activity
Source: RefSeq, a predicted model, not a curated record